Molecule: messenger RNA, 3948 nt
Organism: Vicugna pacos (alpaca)
Lineage: Eukaryota; Metazoa; Chordata; Mammalia; Artiodactyla; Camelidae
Source: RefSeq, a predicted model, not a curated record
CUCCCUUUAGAGAAACAAAGACUCCUGAAGAGCUUGGGUGUCGGACUGGCCAGUAGACAUGGCCGGUGCGUGCCCGUGUGCCAGGCCGAGAGGGGAGGGCCUGCAGCCACACCCUCCCCGGGGACAGCGCUGCGCCAGGAGCCCUGCCGGGUGCAGACCAACCUGGCCGGCCCUGGCCCCAGCCUGGGCCUCGCCCUGAAGGACACCACUGGGUGGCUGAUCAACUCCAGCUUCCGGCAGCAGAGCAACCUGCAGCCCCUGGCCUGGAGGCCCCAAGGGAGAGCCCAAGAGUUUGCCAUCCAGCAGAGUAACCUGAGCAUCAGGGAGACCAGCGUGGCUGAGUGUGGACGUCACACCAGCCCCCGCCUCUGGCUGGAGCCUCAGGAAAGCUGGCCCAACUUGAGGCCCCGGGAAAGCCCCCUAUCCCGAGGGCCACUGGAUCGCCCAUCCUCCAGCCUGAGACGGUCCCGGCUGCUGGCCACAGACACUCGCUGCCCAGAUGUCCGGCCCACUGCAGGCCUGGCCCCUCUCAAUUGGCACACACAGCCGGGCCUCAGAUCCCGGUGUGGCCUGGGGGGCUCGACCUCCAGGCUCGUGGGGGAGCCCCUCACCCUGGAAGACCUGGCUGUCCCUGCCUGGAGCCGGGCUUGGGCCCCAUCGCAAGCUGCCAUCCACCAGCUACUGGCCUCCGUUCGACGCCUGGAGCACGAGGCAGCCCAUUUCAGGUGCCAGGCAUCCCGGGAAUCCUCAGGCCCUGUGCAGCGGGAGCCCUGGACCAGUGCUGGUCAGGCAGUCCCUGCUCACCCCCAGCCAAGCCAGCCAGUUCUUGCGUCCUGCAAUGAGAGGAAAAAACACUCUGGAGAUCUCAGGGAAACCGUGGGUUUCCCAGAGACCCCAGGGAUCCAGGAUGGUCUCUCAGACUCUCAGGCAAGCAACAAGCCUGCACGGAUGGAGACCACUUUGCAGAUGCUGCCUGGGGAUGCCCUUGACCCUGAGCAGGGCAUCCUUGGUGCCCACCGCCUAAGGCGAGGAAAGAAGUGCUCCCCCGGGACUACAUAUGGCCGGGGGCAGAGGGGGGACCCCUUGCUCUCUCAAGGUGUGGGCAGCAGGGAGGCCAGCCUCUGCUCUUUAGCCUCCUCCAGUUCAGCCUGGGACGUCCUCCCUGGGCAGGAAGGAGGGGAGGUGACCCCAUGGGAGCAGAUCAGCAAGGAGGGAGAGAGGCUGGCUUCCUGUCCGCCAGACACGGCCCCCACGAGGACUGCCCUGCAGGUAGAGACCAGAGGAGUCUGGGAGUGGGAGUUGGGGCCUCAGGGACUGGGGGGGCUGCCUCCUCCUGGGAAUUCUCACUCUAAGCUGGCUGUCACUGCCCUGUCACCCUCCCUCAGAAAGGGAGGCCAUGCAGGCAGGCUUGGCAGGGGGUGUCCAGUCCUGCUUGCUUCUCGGCCUGAGAGCUGUAUCAUGUUCCUUUGCUUUCCAAGAACAAAUUCCGAAACACUGGAAGCCUGGAGUCUGAGGCUGCUCGCUGGCAGUGGGCGGUCCAGAUGUUUCAGAGGGUGGUGGCGCUUGGUGCAGAGGCAGCGGGCAGUGGCGGCAGCCGUGGCGCUGGGCCGCCGGCAGCUGUUGCGCAGGGGUCUGCGGGCGCUGUGGUGGGCACUGUGGCUCCGGGAAGCCCAGAUGGAGGCGGCGUCGGGGCGACACAUGCAGGUCCUGCUGAACCGGGCCUUCCAAAAGUGGAGAAACCUGACCCAGCAGCAGAAACAGGGGCAGCCCCAUGUGCAGGCCGGACCAGGACCCCCACCCUCCAGGGCAGGCCUGGACCAAGGCUUCUCAGGAAGGAAGCCAGCGGUGGAUGCUGCCCAGAGAAACAGUCCAGGAAGUCUGAGGGAAGAGGCUGGAGCUGGGCCAGUUCCACUGCAUUCUGGGCCGAGGCCAGAUGGAGGAAACGGGGCAGUCCAGAUUCUGCAUGCUGUGCCACAGCUGGCCGUCUUCCUCCUGUGGUGCCAUCAGAAGGAAUGGGCCAUGCAAGAGAGGGGGGUCCAGGCAGAGGCCUCCCAGGCCACGGUGAGGACUAGAGGAGGGAGAGACCCCCCCCAGGCCUGGUGCUCUCCUGCUGCACAUGCAGCCUGGGUGGCCCCACUGGACACCCAGCGCCGGACAGCCUGGCUCUGCAGGUGCUUUGGGGCCUGGCAGCGUUUCGUGCAAAGAGGGACCCAGUACCGGAAACAUGUGGCCAGCCGCCGGGUGGGGACCCUGAGGGUGUGCCUGCAGCAGUGGGUGCAGAUGAAGCGGCUCCGGGCCUCAGAUGGGGCGAAGGUGACCCAGCUGACCCUUUGCCGGCAGAAGGCGGGGAACAUGGUCCUCCUCCUCAGUUCAGCCCCUGGAAGGGCCACAGCCUGUGGCCUGAGGGUGGUGGGACUGCCCCAGGAGCAAGGCCAGGCCUCCCUGAAGGAAGCCUGCCGGAGACUGGCCCUCCACCGGACACUGCUGCUCUGGAGGACACGGCUCUCCCAGCGCCAGCAGGCUGACUCCUUCUUUCAGGAGGUGCAGCGCCGGGUGCUUCGGCACAUCCUGAGGGGGUGGCGCCUGAGGGCACAGGAUCCAGGCAGGACCACCUUGGUCCCAGAACCACUGGGCGGCAUCCUGGGAAGGGAGGCCUGGCGGGGCUGCAACACACCCCACAGCUCACUGGAGAAGGCUCCCAGGGCCUCCGCUCUCCUGGAGACCCUCCGAAUGAAAUUCCUAUGGGCAGCUGGGCGGCGGCAGCAGGAGAGGUGUCUUGUGCUCUGGCAGGCAUGGGCCCAGCAGUCCCGAAGCACAGCAAGAUGGCACCAGAGCAUCCUUCAGAGGCGCGUCCUCCUUGGCUGGAGCCACUGGGCAACAGCCCAAGGAGCCCAGAGAGAGCUGGCUGCCCGCUGGGCCUGGGAUCGGAGCUGCCGGGCCACGCUGGGUCUGUGGCGGCGGCGGCUAGUGCAGCGGCGGGAGGCGGAGCAGUGGGCCCAGGAGUGGGGCCGGAGACUGGAGCAGCGUGCCCUGGGCCACUGGCACUCGUGCUGGCAGAGGCAGCAGCUUCUGGGUGAAAAGUACCAGAGGUGGGUGCAGGUCCGGCUCCAGGGCCUGCGGAGGGCUGUGUUCCGGGGCUGGCGGCAGGCGGCAGCUCGUCGGAGACGUGCAGCGACUGGUCCAGAGCAGCUCCUACUGCAGAGCCCCUUCCAGGCCCGGUUUGGAGUCAUGAGAGAUACAGGGAUGCCGUGGGCCAAGCAUCCAGCCUUCCAGGAUGGCCCAAGGAGACAGGCUCUGGAGGCCACAUCUGCCACGUGGUGGGAAGUCCCAGUGACCACAGCUGAGGCUCAGAAGCAGCGCGGAGCCCGGGUCUCCUUCACCUGCUGGAGCAGCCGCCGUGUGCAGGGGUGCCAGGUGGAUAGGCAGCUGAGGAGGGACCGAGCCCACCAGGCCCCCAUUGCAGGGCAAGCAGCCCUGGGCCAGUGCUUCGAGACCCGCCAGCAGGCAGAAGAGAGAGUCCGGGCCCAGGCCCUGUGCUGGACGCUGUGGGUGCGUGAGUCCUGCCUACACCAGGCCGGCCGAGCCCACGCUGCCCGGAAGCUGAGCGCCAGCCCACACUCCAGGGUCCUUGAGGCCUGGGCCCAGUCAGCAGCCCAGGGCCGUGUCCAGCGAACCUCCGUCACCCAGUUCCAGCAGGCUGGGCCCAGAGCCCACCCCAGGCCCAGGGUGGACGUCAGGCACUGGCUCAGGCUGGCCACCAGAGGGCACCUCCUGGUGCUGAUGACUGCUCCAGCCCCGGGAAGGGGAAGCAGACCCGCAGCUGCAGGCCACUAGCCACAAAGCCCAGGCUGCCUGGCCCAACCCAGCACCAGAGCCCCAGUGGACAGAGGAAGCGGAGAGAAACAUCCUGGGCUCAGGGUAAGGAGAUGCUCCCUCUGGGGAUACACA